Caenorhabditis angaria is the source of this 759-nucleotide messenger RNA. Lineage: Eukaryota; Metazoa; Nematoda; Chromadorea; Rhabditida; Rhabditidae. The record is from the annotation of a GenBank genome assembly.
AUGGGAAUCGAUGGAAAAGGACAAGUUUUUACUGUUUCGCUCGAUAAAAGAUAUGUGGUACCAUGUGUAAUGAAUACUAUAAAAAAUCCUGAUUUGGCACUCAAAUUGGCUAUGCGUUGCAAUUGUCAAGGAGUUGAAGUUUUAUUCGAUCCCAAUCCUGGUGAGGUAAGUAGUGUUAUAACGGUGAAAAGGUAGCUAAAGGUUGAUUAUCCUGUGAAAUCAUAAACACAAAAACAGAGGGUUUGGGAUAUAGAAUCACUAGAUUAUUUCAGAAUUCUCCAAAUCUCGUGAAAGACUACACUCCUAGAUCAAUUUUGGAAUUGUCAAAAAAAUGCUGCAAACUUGGAAAUUGCAGAAUAGCAUCUGUGCUGUUGUGGAUAUGCGGAUCAGUAGCUAUACAAAGUAAUUUCUAUUUUUUUAAAUAUUUCGGAAAUGUAUUUGUUUUAAGAGUUUGUGUCGGAUAAUUCUUUGAACGUCACCUUGAAUUCGGACAGUUACAAACGACAAUUCGCCAAUGAAAUAUCAGAAGAAAUUGGUUCGUUAUUUGAAAAUUUCAGCCGGUGAGUUGAAGAGUUAUGAAUAAUUUUUAAGUUGAAUAUUCAUUUCAGAUAUCACGAUGUGUAUGAUUGCUGCUUCAGUUACGGCCCUAACGAUUUGAAGUAUGCUGCAGAGGAAGCCGAAAAAUGUAUCAAAUUAUUAGAAGAGUUUAAAUUGUCUGAUGAAAAACGAAAAGAAUUGGAGAACAUAGAAUUUGAAUAA